Ostrea edulis (European flat oyster) is the source of this 2348-nucleotide messenger RNA. RefSeq lists its product as uncharacterized. The coding region runs from base 271 to 1272 and encodes 333 amino acids. The transcript has 2 exons. NCBI's taxonomy places the organism in Eukaryota, Metazoa, Mollusca, Bivalvia, Ostreida, Ostreidae. The record is from RefSeq and is a predicted model, not a curated record.
GGUAGGUGGUGAUCAGUUAACACGGAUAAGACUGCAGGAAGCUAAAAACUUGCGUACAUUAUCAGUAACACCAGAGAAACGAUGUGAAGACUUGUACCCAAUAGUUUGUGAACUAUGGCACAGCAAGCAGGACUUUUUGGAAAAAUGCUACAAACGAUUCUACAAUUCUAAAAACACUCCAGGAACACUCAAUUUCUUCAAACGGUAUUACACAGGUCAAAUGUAAAUGAAACAGUGAAAGGAAAAUUUAGACCUCAUCAUGAUUUCCUCAUGCUUGUGGGUGAGGCUCUUAUUAAGGAGCAAUUCAUGGAAUAUUUGAAGAUGAAAGAGAAUGAGAGCAAACCAGAAAUUGACCUUCUGACAUGCACAGAGGAGAAAACAGAUGAUGAGAUAAAGGAACAACUCUUCGGUUUAAUUGGUGAUUUUAUUGAGCAUUAUGGAUACUGCAAAGUUGACACUGAACAUUGUAAACCAAGAGAUCUGCUAGGUGAUCAGUAUUACAAACUUUGUAAUCUGGACAGUGAAAUAGUUUUGGUUCCGUUUACAACAGAAAAAGAAGAUGAUGUGCUUUUUAACUAUUCCCUGCAACUUUGCCAUUGGUACUUGCAUUUGCUUGAAAUGAAUGACACUGCCAAAGAGGGUGACUUGAACAGGGUAAUCUUGAAUUGCCAGUAUUCACUACCAUUCUUCUUUUCACAUUCGGCUCUAAGUAAGUACAUGGUAGAAAACAUCGACUACAUAUUGAAGUGUCAGCACUUUUUGUCUCCCCUUCAAAGGAUUAGAGUUUUGGAAGGGUCAUUUACCAAUUGUCGUGGUGAAAUUGGAAAAAAUGUUGAAAGUGACUUGGUACAAGAGCAUAGUGUUUGUCACCAAAAGCAGUUAAUUAAGUCACUUGGUGCAAAUAAAACUGAGCAAUCCAUAUCUCGGGUAACAAGAUCAGCUGAUGCAAUAAAUGAAAUAUGUACUAACUUUGAUAACAGCAUUCUUUUAAAACCAAAAAGUGGGAGACAUGCGAAAGUAGUCACAGAGGCCGACCAAACACGCAUGUACAAAGAACUUAGAAAGUUGAGGCCAUUUCAUCAUACCCCUGGCAGAGCAUGUGAUGGUUUCAAUAAAAUUGGACAUGUACCAUUAAAAUGUAAUGAUUUCCCGAAACUGAACCUCAGAAUUGAUCAAGUAGUGAAACGUCUGACCAGGGGAUUCACAAUUGAGUUGGAAGAUGAAGAUGAUGUUGAGGACAAUGACAAUUUAGAAAAUUUGCCAGCAAUAUGAUUCAAAAUGUGAUAGAACAUAUGAAAGUAUGAUAAUUGACAGCAUAUUUAUACCCUGGCAUAUGAAGUUGGGGGGGGGGGAUAUACUGGAAUCACCUUGUCUGUAUGUCCAUAGACAUCAUUUGUCUAGAGGAUAUCUUUAACACCAAUGAACAGAUUUCAUUAAAACAUUAUGUAUAUCUUAUAUAAAUAAUGAAUUUGUGCACCUGCUAUUAUGAUUGAGAUAUUUUAAUAUUCAAGGAAGUUAUGGAUAUUUUUCUUCCAUUGUUCUCAAUGUCCAUAGCAUAUUUAACAAGAGGCCCAUGGGCCACAUCAAUCACCUGAGCUCAUAUUUAAAGAUGUUUCCUAUAUAUUCGCAUGUAAAACUUGAGAAGGUUUUUAAAGAUUUUCUCUAUAUAUUUCUAUGUUAAACUUUGAUCCCCUAUUGUGGCCCCAUCAUACCCCCUGGGGCCAUGACUUUAACAAACUUGAGUCUGCACUAUGUCAGGAAGUUUUCGUGAAAAUACCAGCUUUUCUGGCCCAGUGGUUAUGCAGAAGUCCAAAAUGUAAAAAGUUUACAGAGAGACAGACGGACAACAGGCGAUCAGAAAAGCUCAUUUGAGCUUUCAGCUCAGGUGUUUUUUCAACUUCAUUAACUUGGUCAUUUUCUUAUAGUUUUUGUAAUGAUUUGAUCUUUCAGAGACUACUGGGAUAUUUUAGGAGAGGGUAUAAUGGAAUCAUCAGUCCAUUGUCUGUCCAUCUGUCAAUGGAUGAUUUUGGGAAUAAAAGAUGUGUUGUUUUCUGGCUCAUGUAACUGAAUAGUAGUUAUUCCUGUAAUAUUAUUCAGGAAUUACAUUAAGCAUAUCUUCAAUAUUCUGAGUAACACACAACUGCAGAAUAUCUCAACAAUCUUCAUGUCAAAAGGAUGUGUUUAUUCUUCAAUGAGCACAAAUUCACUAUUUCCCACCAUCCAAUGUGCCCUGUGGGGAGUAUUUGUCCUGCUAGGACAGUUUUAGCUUGUAUUUCACCUACUAUUUCUAUAAACGCCUGUGACAAAUCAUGAAUAUGAAUAAACAUGUCCUUUUAGUAUUGAGACUU